Nannospalax galili (Upper Galilee mountains blind mole rat) is the source of this 2901-nucleotide messenger RNA. RefSeq names its product WD repeat domain 31 (gene Wdr31). NCBI's taxonomy places the organism in Eukaryota, Metazoa, Chordata, Mammalia, Rodentia, Spalacidae. The transcript is spliced from 11 exons. The record is from RefSeq and is a predicted model, not a curated record. Gene Ontology annotation, molecular function: protein binding. The coding region runs from base 349 to 1449 and encodes 366 amino acids.
CCUCACAAUAUCAACACACUGCUAACAGAAAGGAAGACCUGGGGCCCUCCGCUGGGUUCCUGGGAGACUUCCGGAAAGCAGGCGGAACCUCACUUCUGAAGUGGCAAGGUCUCUCGGAACUUUUCGCGGGGACUCCGCCCCUAGCGACGCACUCCUGGUUGCUAGGGGCGGAGGCGUGGGAGGCAGCCCAGACUGGAUGCCAGCUUCUCGUGCCUGCGGGCCUCGGCCGCGAUUAGGAAGCUGCUGUGUGAACUAUUUUCCAAAGGCUAAACUACAAAUCAUUGAAUACAGUGGCUCACCAAGAUCCUAUACAUUUGGGGGGAACACAACUCUCAGCAACUGCAAGGGAUGCUGUUACUCAGAUGUCAGCUGAAACCAGCUCCUCCUCAGAAGGUUCCCUGUAGGCUCUGGGCUGUGAUGGGGAAACUGCAGAGCAAACUCAGACACAGCACUUACAAGUACAGGCCUGAUGGGAUUAUAGAAGAGAGAACCUCAACUAAAGCCUCUCAGGAGUAUAGCCUGGCCCACCUGGAUCCUGUCUCAGUGGUUGCUACUCUGAAUUCUGACCUUUGUGUCUCUGGAGGAAAAGACAAGACAGCUGUGGCCUAUAAUUGGAAAACUGGAAAUGUGGUGAAAAGGUUCAAAGGGCAUGAGCGGGAAAUCACUAAGAUAGCCUGUAUUCCCAAAUCGAGCCAAUUCUUCAGUGCCUCUCGAGACAGGACUGUCAUGAUGUGGGACCUGCAUGGCUCCUCACAGCCCAGGCAGCAGCUGUCUGGCCAUGCCAUGGUGGUCACCGGCUUGGCUAUGAGUCCAGACUCGUCACAGCUAUGCACUGGCUCUCGGGACAAUAGCUUGCUUCUGUGGGACGUGAGGACUGGACAGUGUGUGGAGAGAGCAAGUGUCUCCAGGAAUCUGGUCACUCACCUGUGCUGGGUCCCCAGAGAGUCAUAUAUACUGCAGACCUCAGAGGAUAAGACCAUCAGAUUAUGGGACAGUCGGAGGCUUCAGAUAGCUCACAUGUUUCCCACAAAGCAGCACAUCCAGACCCAUUGCGAAGUCAGUGUGGAUGGACACAGAUGCAUCUCCUGCAGCAGUGGCUUUGGGGGUGAAGGCUGUGAAGCCACAUUGUGGGACCUAAGGCAGACAAGAGACAGAAUAUGUGAGUACAAGGGACAUUUACAGACAGUUGCAUCCUGUGUCUUCCUACCAAGAUCCUUGGCCUUGCUACCUAUGAUUGCUACCUCAGCACACGACUCCAAGGUGAAGAUCUGGAACCAAGAUACUGGAGCCUGCCUUUUCACCUUGUCUUUGGAUGGAUCAGGACCCUUGACUUCCCUGGCAGUUGGUGACACCACCUCCUUGCUAUGCUCAAGUUUCCACAGAGGAGUUCACUUACUCAGAGUGGACCACAGUCAAGGGCUGGAACUGCAGGAAGUGGCAGCCUUCUGAAGCCAAAAGACCUUCGAUGGGCAAUAUGAAGCCAUGGUCCCUCCCUCCUGUGUGUCUUCGUGUUUUUCCACAUCUUGGGGGAGUAGGGUGUAAGGCUGGAAUUAUUUGCUAGGUUUACUUAGAAAGGGUAUCAAUGUUAGAAAUCAGUUUAAGUCCAUUGGCUCAAAAAUCAGGGUGUUUUGUUUGUUUAUUUGAGCCAUGGUCUCAGUCUGUAGUCCAGGCUACCCUAGAAUUCAAUGUGUAGCCCAGGAUAACCCUGAACUUACAGCAGUCCUCUGCCUCAUCCUACUGAGUGUUGGAAUUAUAGGUGUGAGCCAGGAGGCUUGGGUAAAUUCAGGCUUAGAAACAUGGACUAGUUAUAGAUUUCUUGAUCUCAGGUAAAUCUGAAUAGAAUUCAGUUUUAGUGAGCUUUUGGAAUUACUCUUCAAAAGAAAUUGUUUCUCAAAAUGAUGAUCUGGAGGUAUAAGAGUGGCAGGCCUGUCUGGGAGUGAAAACAUGAGCCAGGAUCAGUGAACUGAUGCGCUCCAUGUCUCCAUGAAGGCACAAUGUCUCUGAAAUCAGCAUGAUGGAUAAGAAUAGUGUGCUCUACAGAAGAAGUGGAUGAGGACAAUGAGGUGGAACUUAAUUGGCUCUCAGCCACUUAGGGCAAGGUGGCAAAUGCCCUGGCUUUCACUGAAUGGCAGAGUGGGAGGCCAGAACUCCCUGACAUCUGCCUUCUGUGAGGGGGCAUGCAGACAAGGACCGAGGGACUUGAAGUGGCCAGCCAGCACCAAGACACUGCCCACAGUUACAGGAGUUAGCAAGCCAGACCAUGCACAAGAAUGCAGAGAGGCCCUGAGAUUGAGGCUAAGAAAUAUUUUUGCGAUUCGAAUAUUUCCAUUUAUAUAAAUAAAACUAUGCACCCACACAUCUUCCCUGCACCUCUGCCCCUGGGAAUGGGGGAGAUGUCCCAAUAGAGGACACAGAAGAAGGAUGGAAUCAAAUGACUCCAGCCAUUGAACGCCCUUUAAUGAGGAGGGCAGCAUGCUCAGGUCAGCCUGUGUGGCCCAUGGGAGUCUCCCCAGUCAGAUACUCAGAAGUAUAUGUUCUUUAAGGGAAAGUGGAGUCCUUCCUUUAGCCCCCAGAUAAGGCAGCCGAGGCCUUGUAAUUCUUCUGAGAAAUCCCAGCCAAAGAGUGAUUUCACAUUUAUCUUUCCUGCUUCUGCCUGUCCCUGGUUCCAGUCAUCAGAAGCCAUUUUCCUUGUCUCCCUCUUCAUGCUGCUGUGCAAGGGAAAGUUGAGGAAACAGUGGGCCUGUGGCGAGUCUAUGCCGAACAUUCUGUACCAAUACAGCUUCCUGGCUGUCCUGGUUUGUUUCUUCAUUGCUGUGACAAAACACUCUGACAAGUACCAACUUGGGGAGGAAAGGGUUUAUUCAGCUUACAUCUCCCAGGUCGCAGUUCAUCAGGGAGCCC